UAGUUGUUACUUUGUGUUGGUUGAACCUUGCUCUCCCGUAUCUUGAUCUAGCAUUUUUUUUUUUUAUCAAGUUCUUCCUCGGUGUAGUGUAUUAAAAUAUUUGAUGUGUUAUGCUGCGUGCACGGUAUGAGUUGUCGAGUGGUGAUUGUUAUUCUGCUCAUGCAGAUCAAGGCCAGUGCGUUGCUCACUGUCGAAAGGAGGUUGGAAUCCACUUGGAUUGAAACGGGAUUAGAGGGUGAUCCGCUUAUUAUAGAGAAAGGUGUGAAGUCCUUACUGACUGCAUUUGUUAGUCCUCCCGCUGCUGAAGGGGAACACAGAAGAUAUUACUGGUACUUUGAAGGGGGUUAUUCGAACCUUACCAUUACGCCAAACAUCCAUUACAUUUAUAAGGACGUCGGGCCCAGGGACAUCCACUUGAGGGCCGAGAAUCAAGUCUCCUCCGUCAGUUCUCCCGUCCUGAGGAUCCUCGUCGUUGAGAAAUUGGGCAGCGCCCGGAUCGCCCCCCACGAUGACGUGCAUCGAGGGGAGUAUUACACCUUCAGGAUUAUCCUUGACCGUGGCAGUAACGUGACUUACAUGUGGGAUUUCGGUGACGGGACUAAGACCAGGUUUUCCAUGAAACCUCACACGAUCCACAGGUACAAGGACGCUGGAGUUCACCUCCUGAAGGUGACUUUAACCACUCCCUUAAAUGACUCCGUCGUCGCCACUUCCGAAGUCUUUGUUUUAGAAGAGGAUGGGUUCUGCAAGACGCCGGCUGUUUUGAAGUUUCAUCCAGAUCUUGCCGUUCGGAGAGAGGUCAGUCAAAAUAUUGCCUGUUAA
Messenger RNA from Macrobrachium nipponense, 822 nucleotides. RefSeq lists its product as uncharacterized. The coding region runs from base 127 to 822 and encodes 231 amino acids. Gene Ontology annotation, cellular component: plasma membrane. Gene Ontology annotation, biological process: calcium ion transport. The record is from RefSeq and is a predicted model, not a curated record. Gene Ontology annotation, molecular function: monoatomic cation channel activity. NCBI's taxonomy places the organism in Eukaryota, Metazoa, Arthropoda, Malacostraca, Decapoda, Palaemonidae. The transcript is spliced from 2 exons.